Racocetra persica is the source of this 125-nucleotide messenger RNA. The record is from the annotation of a GenBank genome assembly. NCBI's taxonomy places the organism in Eukaryota, Fungi, Glomeromycota, Glomeromycetes, Diversisporales, Gigasporaceae.
GAAUCUCAAUUAUUUAAAAUAAAGAACAUAAAGAACGCAAUAUUAAUCGAACAAUACACGCAAGACAAUUGGGUUUUCUUGGAAGCACAGUUUAUAAUUAUUCAAAUUCCAAAUUGCUAUUCAAA